Messenger RNA from Beauveria bassiana ARSEF 2860, 1053 nucleotides. RefSeq lists its product as uncharacterized. The transcript is spliced from 2 exons. Lineage: Eukaryota; Fungi; Ascomycota; Sordariomycetes; Hypocreales; Cordycipitaceae. The record is from RefSeq and is a predicted model, not a curated record. The coding region runs from base 1 to 1053 and encodes 350 amino acids.
AUGGCCAUUCCUUGGGGAAUACUCAAGUCUGCCCUCUUCUUCUUUGGUCCCGUCGCCAUCCCCCGAGCAAUCUCGUACUACCGCUCGAGCAAGACCGUCUCCAAGUCUGUCGGCAUCUCGGUGCGCCCUGUGCCGCGCGCCAUCCGCUACGCCCUGGCGCUGCUCGCCCUCUUCGUCGCCACGUUUGUCCUCAAGACGCUGCCGCCCUUUGUCCCCGAGAACAUCUUUCAGCGCACCGAGACCCGACUGCAGGCGCCGACCGACGUCAUAUUUCGACGCCUCGCCGUGUUGCGGCCCGGCGACGCCCUUACGGCCGCCGACGAGGCCCUCCGCGGCAAGUUUGUCAAUCUCGAGAGCCGCCUUCUCUACCUGCAGUAUGGCCCGGCCGCCCUGGCCGACUGUCUUUUCUGCAACUCGGACGAGCCCAAGAGCUACCUCUACUACGCCGCGCCCGCGCUGCUGUGGACGCACCUCGCCAACUUCUUCGCCGUCGCCGUCGUCACGAGCCCCUCGUGGACGGGCCGCUACGGCCGCCAGUGGCGCGGCUGGGCGACCAUCGCGGCCGGCUCCAUGGCCUCGGCCGAUGUCUGGUACGUCGCAAACUACAACCACCAGGCCAAUUCGCGCGCGCUGCGCCUCGACGACAUUGAUCCCUUUUACUGGAGCGCCCGCGCCACGCGGUUUUGGGCGCUGGCUGUCUUUGACGGCCUGCUCGGCUACGCCAUCUACCUCUCCGCUACGAACCGCGCCUUUAUCCAGCUGCCGAGCCCCGCUGAGCGCAUCGAGAAUGUCAACCGAGCGCUGCACAUCGCAAAGAGCAAGCUGAGUGCUCUCGGCAUCAUCAAGAACACGACGCAGCGCGACACCGAGCUGCGCGAGCGCAGCGACAUGUACUGGACCCAGGAGGUGCGCCUCAUGUCUGAAGCCAUGGAGGAGCGCGAGGUCAUUGAGGGCGUGUCCGAUGCGCUGGAGAAUAGGCUAAAUAUCCAAAAUAUCACCCGGGAUGCAGACACAUACACCACCAUGGUGCUGCAGGAGUUGCAGGAAGAAUAG